GUUUGUAAUGUUAUUGUGGAUUUUUCCUAAAUUUGACCAAAAAAUACUAACGAUAGCCGAUAGGUAUCGUGUAAGCAGCAUUUUACAGCACUGAAUUAUCGAAUCGAUACAUGGCCGUUAUGCACAUGCGCCUGUUUCUAUAUUUCUAAUACACCCUGCUCUGCCAUUUCAUUUAUAAUACCUUUAUAAUAAUAUUUCAAGCAUCGCACCUACUCAUUAUAGCUCUAACUAUGGCCACACAAGGAGCUGGUACUUCGGAUUUGGACACAGAAUCCGUGGAAGUUUUACGUGAACGCCUAAGCACCAUGAAGCGCCUAAUGGCCGAGCGUACAGCUCAGCAGCAGAACAAUCCAGCAUCAACUGAAGAAAUCUUUUCAACCAAACGCCAUCGCUCCGCUGGAAUUAUCGAUGGCAAUUUCCUGAGCAUCGCCUUUGGCGGCGCCCUCCUUGUGAUUGUCACGGUUUCAGUCUAUGCAUUCUACAAUCUAUAUCAUGCCAUACUCAAGAAGUUUCCCUCUCAUCAUGAGGAGUUGUAAGCAAGGCUGCAUAUGCAAUUUUUAUACAUAGUAGUAUGAAAUUUUGUGCAUUUAAAUAAAUACGUUGCUGCGGUUUUCAAUUAAGACAGUAAAUGAAUUUUUUUCGUUUGCUGUUUUGCAUUCGAUUAAAUUAACUAUUUAUUGAAUUUGUUGCCUUCUUAAUUACAGUAAUCAAUAUUUCUCAUAUGGUCUUCAUUUAGAUAA
Molecule: messenger RNA, 740 nt
Organism: Drosophila navojoa
Lineage: Eukaryota; Metazoa; Arthropoda; Insecta; Diptera; Drosophilidae
Source: RefSeq, a predicted model, not a curated record